AUGGAUCCAAUAAUGAUCGAAACAGAGCGUAUGUUUGAAUUAUGCGAUCAGGAAAAUAAAGGAUAUUUAACACCUGAUAAUCUUAAAGCCGUUUGCCCUCAACUUGAUGACCAGGAUAUUCAAUUCAUAUUCUCCUCUCUUGAUACGGAUGGAUCUGGACGAAUAGAACGCGAAGAGUUUUUGGGAGGAUUUCAAAGUGUUCUUUGCAAGGGUGAAAACGCAGAUUGUGCUCUUUUUCAAAAUAGAAAGCUUAUGGAUUUUCUUUCUGUGCAAAUUUAUUCAACUCGUUUGUUAGGUUUACCUGGAAUGAUGCGUCGUGCUAGCAUUGUUGAAACAAAUUGUCAGCGCAAUGAUAAUUCAUCGAACAUAAAACUUCUCGAUGAAAUUAUUUCAGCGUCCGAAAGCGAAGACACAUCGCGUCGGCGAAAAAAACCAAAUGAAGAUGUUUUCAAUUCCGAUCCAGAAGCAUUAAAAUUUGAUCUCUCAUUACCAUGCCAAGACGAUCUUCUUCAACUCUACGAACAAAUUCAACUGUGUGGAACGCCUGAAUUGUUACAUCGUUUUGAAAAAGUUGUUGGUAGUUUUUGCAAAGAAGUAAAAGAACAAAAAGAAGAAAAUAAACGACUACAAAAUAUUUUUACGAGUGAACGAGAGUCGUAUAAUCGAAGAAUGCAAGAAGUUGAAAAUGAAAUAGAUCAACAAAUUGCAUAUACCGAACGAAAAGUAAGAGAAGAGGAAGCGAAAAAAUUGGCACAAGAAAAGGAAGAAAUGCGUCUUCGUAUGGAAAAUGAAUUAGAAGAGUUGAAGCAGAAUAUUGCUCGAAUGGAAAAAUUUGAGAAAAUGCUUAAAAAAGAAAGUGAAAAAGAAGGUCAAACUACGCAAUUACGUGAAAAGUUAAAUGCUUUAGCAAUGGAAAAUCAAAGUCUCAAAUCAAAUUUGGCAGACUCGCAUUUAGAAUUGGCUGUAAUAAAAUCAGAAUUGGCUUCAGUGAAAGCUGAUUAUGAAACAAAAAAAGAAGAAAUGCUUAGUGAUAGCGAAGUAAUGAUGCAAACUGCAAAAAAAACCGAGAACCUUCAAAGGCAGUUGCAACUACUUUAUGAUGCAAAUAAAAAGUUACAUGAUACAAAUGAUAGUCUUCGAGAAGCUCUUGAACAACGGGCUUUCGCCUUCAGGCAACUCGAUUUGGCAUUUGAUGAGGCUAAUGGGCCACCUGAAAGAACAUUUCGUGUAGUGAUGUGUGGCGAUGCCUCUGUUGGUAAAUCAUCAAUCGUUAUGCGAAUUGUUAAAGGAAUCUUUUGUACGAAUCUUCCUAGCACUUUAGGAGUUGAUUUUCAUAUAAAAACUGCAAGAAUCGACGAGAAAAAUGUUGCUAUUCAGCUCUGGGAUACAGCCGGACAAGAGAGAUUUCGAAGUUUAUGUAAAAGUUAUUUCCGAAGAGCCGACGGUGCUAUUCUUGUUUAUGACUGUAUGAAUGAACAGUCAUUUCUUAGAGUGCGAGAAUGGAUUGAUACAAUAAAGGAAUCGACUCCAAGAAUUAUACCAAUUAUGGUUUGCGCCAACAAAAUAGAUUUACGAGACAAUAAAACUGGCGCGAACGAACGUCGAAAUCACGUUUCUACAGAAGACGGAUCUGCUACUGCUGCUGCUAUGGGAGUGCUUUUUACUGAAUGCAGCGCGUUAAACGGUGCAAAUAUAGAUGAAGCAUUACUUUAUUUGACCAGAGAGUUAAUGGCAACAGAAGACGUUGAAAUCAAAGGCACAAGUGUGAUAUUAUCGAGGAAGCUACCAAAAUCAUCGUGUUGCUCAAGGCGAUAG
Messenger RNA from Dracunculus medinensis (Guinea worm), 1815 nucleotides. NCBI's taxonomy places the organism in Eukaryota, Metazoa, Nematoda, Chromadorea, Rhabditida, Dracunculidae. The record is from the annotation of a GenBank genome assembly.